Striga hermonthica is the source of this 1125-nucleotide messenger RNA. Lineage: Eukaryota; Viridiplantae; Streptophyta; Magnoliopsida; Lamiales; Orobanchaceae. The record is from the annotation of a GenBank genome assembly.
AUGCAGAGGUCGCGUAAAGCUUUUCUACAAAGGAGAGCAAUUUGGGGCAGGAAUCGGCUGUAUAAGGUCUCUGCUUCCGUUGUUGUUGUACUAUGGGGCCUUGUCUUUCUCUUAAAUACUUGGAUCGGCCAUGGAGAUGGUGAAAAUGACAAACGAGAAGAUUAUUCUGUUAAUUCAACGAGAUGGGACGAAGACGAAAUCAUAUUUGCAAAUGGAGCAAAUUAUGCAUUACCUGUGGAUGAGCACCCACCACAGGCAAUUGCCUCUGAAGAUUCUUCUGCACAGACAUCCUUACCUUGUAAUAGAGCAGCUCUUAGUACGGGCAAAGUGGACAAUCUGGAGAAAGUAAUCACAGAAUCUGCAGCCGACGAAGCUUCCAUUAAGAAAAAUUUGCUGGCUAAUACGGUAAAGGAGAAUCCCAAGAUUGACAGGUUAUCCGGUGGAGUGCCUCCUGGACUAGAUGAGUUCAAGAAUAAAGCAAUCAACUCUAAACGUAAAUAUCUAACAGGCCAGGCUGGAGGCAUUAUACACAGAGUCGAGCCCGGUGGGACGGAAUACAAUUAUGCAUCUGCUUCUAAAGGAGCAAAAGUUGUGUCCUACAACAAGGAAGCAAAGGGUGCCUCCAAUAUCUUGAACGGCGACAAAGACAAGUACCUUCGAAACCCUUGCUCGACCGAACAAAAGUUUGUCGUGAUAGAGCUUUCUGAAGAAACUAUGGUAGACACGAUUGAAAUUUCAAAUUUCGAGCAUCAUUCGUCUAAUUUGAAAGAUUUUGAGUUAUUAGGCAGCCCUAUUUAUCCUACCGACUCAUGGGCCAAACUCGGGAAUUUUACUGCUGCGAACGUGAAGCAUGCUCAGAGGUUUGUUAUUCCAGACCCGAAAUGGGUGAGGUAUCUCAAAUUGAACCUGCUCAGUCAUCAUGGCUCGGAGUUUUACUGUACGCUGAGUGUGUUGGAAGUGUACGGUGUUGAUGCUGUUGAGAAAAUGCUAGAGGACUUGGUUUUAGAUGGAAAAAAUCCUGGUUUAAGCCCCCCCUCGACAACAGAAGUUCCGAUUUUGCAGAUCUUGAUGGUGGACGAUGCCCAGGUGACGAACAGAGGAGCGGUGAUCAGCAGCGCGGACUGA